Molecule: messenger RNA, 2118 nt
Organism: Leishmania major strain Friedlin
Lineage: Eukaryota; Euglenozoa; Kinetoplastea; Trypanosomatida; Trypanosomatidae
Exons: 1
Coding region: 1-2118 (705 amino acids)
Biological process (GO): inositol trisphosphate metabolic process
Cellular component (GO): cytoplasm
Molecular function (GO): ATP binding; magnesium ion binding; inositol-1,3,4-trisphosphate 6-kinase activity
Source: RefSeq, a predicted model, not a curated record
AUGAAUCGCUCAGCAUCGCUUCCGUCGGCGUCGCCGUCACUGUCGACGAUGCGCACCAUCACUGUCGCGCUGUGCGCGAGCUCCAAGAAGCAUCAGCAGUCCUUCGACGCGCUACGAGAGGCAGGGAAGCUGCACAAUGAGCGCCUUCUCCUGAUGCGGCAGCACUCGGCGUCGAGGCAAGCGGGUUGCGGCGACGUUAGCGGCGAGGCAGGUGAAGCAAGCACAGCGGCGCCGCAGGAGGGCUGCGCCAGUGGCAGCCGUGGCAUGAGCUCGCACUCCAGGAGCCGUAGGACAAGCCGCGCUACUUCCGAAGUCCUGGCGCACCCUGCCCGGAGUCGCAGCACAACCGAGGGCUCGCUGUCUUGCGCCGCCUUGAGCAACUGCCUCUUCCGCUUUCUCAGCUUGAACUACGAUGCCCAGCGGCAUCGCAUGGUCCUGUGUAUCGACGGCGACAUCAAAGAAGUGCACCAGUCCUCCGCUGCCGCCUUCGCGCAGGACGGCAGUAAGGCCAAUGCACAGCAGAGCCCCAGCGUAGACGAGCACGCAGGGACGGACAGCACGGUCAGAGGCGAGGGCGAGCCGUCUCAAAGUGCACUCAUGGACGAAGUAGAUGUGGUGCUGCACAAGGUGGCCACGUUUGGCACCCCGGUCGCCAUCCGCGCGCUUCAUCAGUGGUACAAUGGUGCGCAGAAGCGGCGAAGUCGCCAGCGCAGGGCGCCCCUCAUCGUGGUCGACCCCCUCGAAAAGGUUCAGCUGCUCAUGACGCGCAGUAUGCUGUGUAAGCUACUGAACAACGUGGGCGAUGACGGGCAGCCCAUCGCGCUGAUACCGCGCACAUUCGUGUGGGACUGCCCGUCCGAUGCGGCCUGUCGCCACGCCAGGCGCACGAAUGGGUCCAGCGCAGCCACCCCGCUCGGCAUCCACUCUUUCACGUCGAUGGAGGAGCAGGAGGCACGCGCGAACGGGACGGCGGCAGAACACUGGUGGAUCGCGAAGCCGGACGAGAGUACUGGUGCCGCCUUCACUCACCACCUGGUGAUGUGGCUCACGCGCGACGCGGAUGUCUCGGUGCCGACAGCGGUGAAGGCCGCCCUCCCGACAGAGGCCUGUCGCUUCAUUCUGCAGGAGCUGUAUGUGUACGCGCUCCCAGUGGUGCUGAAGGUGUACUGUGUCGGCUCACACAUCAGCGUGAAGGUGAAUCCCACCGUGAGCCUGCUGAACUACCUGUGGGAGCACACACGCGGCUCGACUUUGGCGGAUGUGCCAGUGGCGAUGGACUCGCAGGACAAGGCAUUCUUCUCGACCGUGGCCAGCGUCUCCACCUCCAGGUCGCAGCCUACGCUAUCUGCCAUGACCAGUAGCACCGACGACGAUGCACUGCCCGCCACAUCCCCAACAAUGAACGCGACCAACGCGGCCGGUGCCCCUCCGUCGCCUACGGAGCUGCCGCAGGGGACGUCGAGCGAAAGUGCCAGCGCGGAACAGUCGCUUAUUGCGUGGGAGUCGAUGGUUGUGCCGGUGGACUACUGGAACGCGUUCUUGGCGCCGGGCACUCCCGCCUACACCGCCAUCAGCAAACUGGCGCAGGACCUCUCUGGGGACGCCGGCGUUGGUCUCUCCCUGUACGGUUUCGAUCUAGUGCUCGUGCCGCAGUAUCUAGCGCACACAUACCAGCGCAAGGGCGCGCGCGGCAUCGGGCGCACUGAAGGCGCAACCGUGCGGUACGAGGGAGUAGCACCCUCGCUGUCGAAGGUGGCCCACCGCAGCGCCGACACCGCAAAGCCGGUGCAGCGGAUCCCUGCGAGCCAUAGCAUGCGCAAGCUACCGGGUGCCGGUGCCUCAGCACCGCCAAGUCCGGUGUCGCAGCUGUUUCGCGCGAGCGACAUGUUCGACCUCGCCUCCGGGGCGCCGACAUCGCUCUUGUUGGACAGCAUCCCAGUGGUCAUCGAUGUGAACUACUUCCCUGGUUACAAGGGAGUCGCCGAAGUGAACCAGCACAUGCUGGAGCUAAUCGCGCUCAAGAGCAUGCACUUGCAAGAUGGCUCAUCUAACCGGGCGUGGCACGCCGACACGGCGACUGGGGCAGAAGCGAAGAAGCGGCGGUGCUCGAUGAUGUAG